AUGACUAUACGGCUCUGGCCUCCUCCCAGGAUAUCUACACCUCUGCUUCCUCAGCCAGCAGUCACCAAGAUACCCACCCUGGGAAAAACCCAGAAGAUGGCAGCAAACACUCUCUGCAGUGAGGAGGAGGCUGAGCUGCCCAAACUGCCAGUGCCCCCCCUGCAGCACACUCUGACCACGUACCUGCGGGCCACGCAGCACCUGGUGCCAGAGGAGCAGUUCAGGAGGAGCCAGGCCAUCGUGCAGCAGUUUGGCGCCCCUGGUGGCCUUGGCGAGACCCUGCAGCAGAAGCUCCUGGAGCGGCAGGAGAAGACAGCCAACUGGGUGUCUGAGUACUGGCUGAAUGACAUGUAUCUCAACAACCGCCUGGCCCUGCCGGUCAACUCCAGCCCCGCUGUGGUCUUCUCCCGGCAGCACUUCCAGGACACCAAUGACCAGCUACGGUUCGCUGCCAACCUCAUCUCCGGGGUGCUCAACUACAAGGCCCUGCUGGACAGUCACUCCAUCCCCACUGACUAUGGCAAGGGCCAGCUGUCAGGGCAGCCGCUCUGUAUGAAGCAGUACUAUGGCCUCUUCUCCUCCUACCGCCUCCCCGGCCACACCCAGGACACGCUGGUGGCCCAGAGGAGCAGUGUCAUGCCUGAACCGGAGCACAUCAUUGUGGCCUGCUACAACCAGUUCUUCGUCUUGGAUGUUGUGACUAAUUUCCGGCGUCUCAGUGAGGGGGAUCUGUUCACACAGUUGAGAAAGAUAGUCAAAAUGGCUUCCAACGAGGACGAACGCUUGCCUCCCAUCGGCCUGCUGACAUCGGACGCGAGGAGCCAGUGGGCUGAGGCCAGGACAGUCCUCGUGAAAGACUCAACCAACCGGGACUCGCUGGACAUGAUCGAGCGCUGCGUCUGCCUGGUGUGCCUGGACACCCCGGGGGGCUCGGAGCUCAGCGACACCAACAGGGCGCUCCAGCUCCUCCAUGGUGGAGGCUGCAGCAAGAACGGGGCCAACCGCUGGUACGACAAGUCCCUGCAGUUCGUGGUGGGCCGCGACGGCACCUGCGGCGUGGUGUGUGAGCACUCCCCGUUCGACGGCAUCGUCCUGGUGCAGUGCCUGGAGCACCUGCUGGAGCACCUGAUGAGGAGCAGCAAGAAGCUGGUCCGCGCCGACUCGGUCAGUGAGCUGCCGGCCCCCCGGAGGCUGAGGUGGAAAUGCUCCCCGGUGAUCCAAGGCUUCUUAGCCUCCUCGGCAGAAAAACUGCAGCGAAUAGUACAGAAUCUCGACUUCAUUGUGUACAAGUUUGAUAGCUACGGGAAAACAUUCAUUAAGCAGCAGAAAUGCAGCCCCGACGCCUUUAUUCAGGUGGCCCUCCAGCUGGCCUUCUACAGGCUCCACGGCAGGCUCGCACCCACCUACGAGAGCGCAUCCAUUCGCCGAUUCCGGGAGGGACGGGUGGACAACAUUCGCUCGGCCACGCCAGAGGCGCUGAGUUUUGUGAAAGCCAUCACUGACCCCAAGGCUGCUGUGCCGGCCUCGGAGAAGCUGGUGCUCCUGAAGGAUGCCCUCCGCGCCCAGACCGAGUACACAGUCCUGGCCAUAACAGGGAUGGCCAUCGACAACCACCUGCUGGGGCUGCGGGAGCUGGCCCGGGACUUGUGCAAGGACCUGCCCGAGAUGUUCACGGAUGAAACAUACCUGAUGAGCAAUCAAUUUGUCCUCUCCACCAGCCAGGUGCCCACCACCACGGACAUGUUUUGCUGCUAUGGGCCUGUGGUGCCCAAUGGGUAUGGUGCCUGCUACAACCCCCAGCCCGAGAGCAUCCUUUUCUGCAUCUCUAGCUUCCACAGCUGCAAAGAGACCUCUUCGGCCAAGUUUGCAAAGGCUGUGGGAGAAAGCCUCGCUGCAAUGGGGGACCUCUGCAGCCCCCCGCCACCUGCGGCAGGCAAGCCCCUGGCCACAAAGGAAAAGGCGACAAGGGUCGGCCAGUGCCACCAACUGUGACUCCCGACACUUCACGUCACCUCCCAAACCUAGCAUUCUGCAGCUGCCAGACCCUGC
Molecule: messenger RNA, 2049 nt
Organism: Molossus molossus (Pallas's mastiff bat)
Lineage: Eukaryota; Metazoa; Chordata; Mammalia; Chiroptera; Molossidae
Gene: CHAT
Product: choline O-acetyltransferase
Exons: 15
Coding region: 1-1992 (663 amino acids)
Biological process (GO): acetylcholine biosynthetic process; neuromuscular synaptic transmission
Cellular component (GO): cytoplasm; neuron projection
Molecular function (GO): choline O-acetyltransferase activity
Source: RefSeq, a predicted model, not a curated record